AUGGAUAAGUUCCGCAUGCUCUUCCAGCACCUGCAGUCCAGCUCAGAGUCAGUGAUGAAUGGCGUCUGUCUGCUGCUAGCUGCAAUCACGGUCAAGCUAUACACCUCCUUUGAUUUCAACUGCCCCUGCCUGGCACGCUACAAUGCCCUCUAUGGCCUGGGCCUGCUGCUCACACCCCCGCUGGCCCUCUUCCUCUGCGGCCUCCUGGCCAACCGGCAGUCCGUGGUGAUGGUGGAGGAAUGGCUCCGGCCCACUGGGCACCGCAGGAAGGACCCAGGCAUCAUCAGGUACAUGUGUUCCUCUGUGCUACAGAGGGCGCUGGCUGCCCCCCUCGUCUGGAUCCUGCUGGCCCUCCUGGAUGGGAAAUGCUUCGUGUGUGCCUUCAGCAGUUCUGUGGACCCCGAGAAGUUUCUGGACUUUGCCAACAUGACCCCCAGCCAGGUGCAGCUCUUCCUGGCCAAGAUACCCUGCAAGGAGGAUGAGCUGGUCAGGGACAGCCCUGCCCGAAAGGCAGUGGCUCGCUACUUACGGUGCCUAUCACAGGCCAUCGGCUGGAGCCUCACCCUGCUGCUGAUCCUCUCAGCCUUCCUGGCCCGCUGCCUAAGGCCUUGCUUCGACCAGACAGUCUUCCUGCAGCGCCGAUACUGGAGCAACUACGUGGACCUGGAGCAGAAGCUCUUCGAUGAGACGUGCUGUGAGCACGCGCGGGACUUCGCCCACCGUUGCGUACUGCACUUCUUCGCCAGCAUGCAGAGCGAGCUGCGAGCGCGCGGGCUGCGCCAGGUCCCAGUCGCAGCCGCAGCAGCCACCACCGCCGGAAGCCCAGAAGGUCCGGAAGCCCUGGCCGGUGGCAGUGAGAAGGCCCACCUGCGCGCCGUGUGCAGCCGGGAACAGGUGGACCAACUCCUAAGCAGGUGGUACUCCAGCAAGCCACCACUCGACCUCUCGGCGCCUCCGGGACUGUGGGCUGCUGGCCUCAACCACCGUGCCCUAGUUGGGGCCACUAGCGCCAGGCCCUCUCCAAACAUGGAUGUGUAG
Messenger RNA from Ochotona curzoniae (black-lipped pika), 1038 nucleotides. RefSeq names its product calcium homeostasis modulator 3 (gene CALHM3). The transcript is spliced from 3 exons. The coding region runs from base 1 to 1038 and encodes 345 amino acids. Gene Ontology annotation, molecular function: monoatomic cation channel activity. NCBI's taxonomy places the organism in Eukaryota, Metazoa, Chordata, Mammalia, Lagomorpha, Ochotonidae. The record is from RefSeq and is a predicted model, not a curated record.